AACUGCUCCUCUCUACUCAAGCAUCAACCAUGUAUAUAUUCAGCCAUUACCACUCCCAUUUUCUCACCACAAUUCAUCAUAACACAGCUGUUAAUUAGCAUAAAAUCAAAUCAAAGGGCAUACACAUAUGGAUCACAGCAAGAGCAGCGGCGACACAGCCAUCAACAUCGGCGAAUCCAACUCGGCCAAGCACAAGACCGCCUUCACCGCCACCACCAAGGCGGUUCCACUUGCAGCCCCGCAACCGGCAUGGAAGAGAGGAGUUUCCAUCUUCGACUUCAUUCUGAGAGUCUGCGCUCUCGUCGCCGCCCUCGCCGCCACCGCCACCAUGGGCACCACCGAUCAGACUCUUCCUUUCUUCACUCAGUUCUUCCAGUUCCAAGCCAGCUACGACGACCUCCCCACCUUCACAUUCUUCGUGGUGGCCAAUGCUAUAGCAAGUGGCUAUUUGGUCCUAUCCAUGCCUUUCUCCAUCGUCGCCAUUGUUCGCCCCCACGCUGCUGGCGUCAAGCUUCUCCUCCUCAUCCUUGAUACUGUGGUGAUGGCUUUCACUAUCGCGGCGGCUGCGGCAGCGGCGGCGAUCGUGUACUUGGCCCACAACGGGAACUCCAACACCAACUGGUUCGCCAUCUGCCAGCAGUUCAACGACUUCUGCCAGCGCGUGAGCGGCGCCGUCGUGGCUUCCUUCAUAGCUGCGGUGGUCUUCAUCUGCUUGGUUGUGCUAUCCGCCGUCGCUCUUCGCAGGCACUGAGAUAGAUAUAUGUUGCUGUUUGCUUUGCAAAAUCGUUUGUGUGUUCAUAUAUAUUACUGUUGUUUUUACAUGCAUGCUAUGCUUUCAUCGCCGUUGAUGGAGGAAUGCUGUAAUUUGCUUUUUCUUGAUGUGGUCGUGCAUGAAACAUUUAAUUUACUCCUAUAUUAUAAGAAAUUUAUUUUGUCUUCUGUUUUA
This is a messenger RNA of Salvia miltiorrhiza (redroot sage), 946 nucleotides long. Its product is annotated as casparian strip membrane protein 3-like. The transcript is spliced from 3 exons. Lineage: Eukaryota; Viridiplantae; Streptophyta; Magnoliopsida; Lamiales; Lamiaceae. Bases 128 to 751 code for a protein of 207 amino acids. The record is from RefSeq and is a predicted model, not a curated record.